Molecule: messenger RNA, 382 nt
Organism: Amphimedon queenslandica
Lineage: Eukaryota; Metazoa; Porifera; Demospongiae; Haplosclerida; Niphatidae
Exons: 2
Coding region: 5-310 (101 amino acids)
Biological process (GO): signal transduction
Molecular function (GO): protein binding
Source: RefSeq, a predicted model, not a curated record
AAGCAUGAUGAAAUUGGAAAUAAAGGAUUUGAAUGACAUUCUUUCUAUGCUAAGGAACAGCAAAUUUGAUUAUGUUAAAUGGAGGGACCUUGGACUGGAGUUAGGUUUAAAUCUAAUACGUGUAAACCUUAUUGAAAAUGACAAUCCUCAAGAUACUGAAGCACGCCUUAAAAGAACUUUAGAGAUAUGGCUAAAUCGAAUUGAUGAUGUUGAUAAGAAAGGAGGAGCAACUUGGAAAGCACUAGUGGAUGCACUUGAAAAGAUUGGUCAGAAACCAGUAGCUGAAAAAAUAAAAGACUAUAUUGACUAAUUUAUUUGCAAUAACAAAAAUUUAUGUUGUUACAGUAAUUUUGGUUUUCAAAUUACAAAAGUUGUUCAAAUU